UGGACUGUGGCCCACACUUAUCAGUGGCGAGCAGCUGAUCUGUGUCUGGGACGGGCUGGACAGGGAGGGACGUAUUUUUUCCUGCUGUACAGGAGCAAAACUGAUCAAUUCAAAUAAAUAAAUGCAUAAGAAAAAGAGGACAGAGCUCACUUAUUUCAAUCUACCACAGGAGCAGGAUGGUGAAACAGCGCCGCGGCAGAGUGAACCCCCGCUGCGCGGCUGUUACUCCUCUUUGUUGCAGAAGAGGAUCGUGGAAGCAGCUUCGGGGUUACAGUGGGUGCGCCCUAUUUAUCAACCGGAGAAGCAAUCGACGCGCCGUGUAUUCGUGGUCGGCACAUUCUGUACACAUGAUGCGCCAUACAGACCCAAUGGGCAAGAAAACGAUUUCGACCAUACUCUCACCGAGCCUGCCAUCUUCGCCUCGGAGACCAGCUGCGACUGUCGAGCGCCUCACGAGAAGCUCAGCAUCACGCAGGCCCGCAGAGGCACCCCAGUGGACCGGCCGGUCAGAGUCUACGCAGAUGGCAUCUUUGACCUGUUCCACUCGGGCCACGCUCGUGCGCUUAUGCAGGCCAAGAACUUGUUUCCAAACACCUAUCUCAUAGUAGGAGUGUGCAGCGACGAACUGACCCACAAGUACAAGGGUUUCACGGUCAUGACGGAACACGAGCGCUAUGAAGCCCUGAGGCAUUGCCGCUACGUGGACGAAGUCCUGAGAGAUGCACCGUGGACUCUCACGCCGGAGUUCCUGGAGAAACACAAGAUCGAUUUUGUGGCUCAUGAUGAUAUCCCGUACUCCUCAGCAGGAUCUGAGGACGUUUACAAACACAUCAAAGAAGCAGGGAUGUUCGUGCCCACGCAACGGACGGAGGGGAUCUCCACCUCUGACAUAAUUACUAGAAUCGUCAGAGACUAUGAUGUCUACGCCCGACGCAACCUGCAGCGCGGCUACACAGCUAAAGAGCUCAACGUCAGCUACAUCAACGAGAAGAAGUAUCGGCUACAGAACCAGGUAGAUCGCAUGAAGGAAAAGGUUCGAAACGUCGAAGAAAAGAGUAAACAUUUUGUUUACCGUGUGGAGGAGAAGAGUCACGAUCUCAUCCAGAAAUGGGAAGAAAAGUCUAGAGAAUUCAUUGGCAACUUCUUAGAACUUUUUGGACCUGAUGGGACCUGGAAACAAGUAUUUCAGGAGCGCAGUGGUCGGAUGCUGUCCUACGCUCUGUCGCCCAGAGAAUCGCCCUGCAACAGCCCCCCGCGUGAACUGUCCCCGCUGCGCUCCCCGUCCCCUCCGUCGCCCCCCGCCCGCUGGUACAACGCCCGGCCCUCGCCCCCCGCCUCCCCCAAAGGCGCAUCGGCCUCGAUGAGCAGCAUGAGCGAAGGCGACGAAGACGAGAAGUAGAUGGAUUCAGACAGAAACGUUUCACUUCAUGGUACACUGCCUGGGAACACCUCACCAAACAGGAACAAAACAAAACAACAGAACCAGGUUUCCUCAAAGACGUUGCAGAUUUGCAAUGCUGACAUUGAUCAGGGGAACUGUGGUCCGAACCCGUGGAGCUAAUAAAAAAGCCAUCGUUCUCUGGAGAGCCAAGCAGAUAAAAAAAAAGGGUGAGAUGCGAAGACUAGGAUGUGGAUUUGUUCGAUGUAUUUAAUGACUCUAUUUUCUACAAGGACAGGAAUCCUGUGCAAUAUCUGUGAAGAGGACUUGCUUUGGAUUGUCCAGGACUAAUACAGACACUCAAUCAACCUACUUAUAAUAUCACUGGGUUGUUUCUUGUCCUGCUUUUUGUCCUUACUUUGUAAGAUGCCAUCCUUCCAUAAGUUUCACUCUAGAAACCCCCAAACUUAGAGCUUAGAAUAGCAGAACAGAUACAACGGGCAACACAAAACACAUCACAAAUGCUAGUUUGGACCAUUUUUAUUUAUAUAAUACCCCCCCAAGAAACAGUUCAAGCUGUACUAAUAAGAUCCUUUUGCUUUUUUUAAAGUACUUUUUAAUUAUUAUUCAAAUCAAAAUUCACAUUCACAAAUUUGAUGACACCACUGGUAAAGAUGAAUCAAAAGUCCUAAUAUGCAAAAGCUUAAAUUCAUAAUGAAAAAAAAAGCUGAAUGAUCCAACCUCUAAUUUGACUAUUAUUUCUUCAGUAAAAGAGCAAAUUUUGUGUUAAAAAUAUUGUUUUUCAACAAAACAAUGUCUGGCACAGUACCUCUUUGCACAAUCUUCGUACCCAGAGUCCUGGGGUUCUCCAUGACGUUCUUAUGGAUCUCUCUCCUCCAAUGGUUUCCUGUGGGUCAUACAGUCAAACACUGAAAAUGGGAAUGAAAGAAGAAUGUUUUUGUGUCUGGGGAACCAUUUCUGUAUUGAUUUGGCUGUUUAUUUUUGGCUUAUCCUCCAGUGAGCGAGAUGUUCUUCAGUGUAUUUAUCCUUGAAGCCAAUCCUUUUUACAGAGAAGAUCAAUGUUAGUUUUGUUGUACCUGAUAGCAAGACAAAUGCUCUCAUCCUAGUGGCGUAGAGAUAUAGGCAUGUGUCUCAUGCCAUAUUUAUGCUUAAAGGAAACAAAAACUCACAGAAACUUUUUUUUUAAAGUAUUGCAUAAAUUCAAAAAAAAAUCCUCCUUCCUUGGUUGCUAUUAUUUUAAAGAAAUUAUUGUCAAUAUCACAAAUUGUGCCUCUGGGUGUUUUGUUGAAAACAAUGUCAAAACAAAGUCUUUAAAUAUGACAUCACACUGCUAUAAUAAAUUAUUUUACUUUGAGACUUUUUAAGCAUCUUUUCUAGGGGUGCCAACCAGAUUGUCUGCAUCUGUAUAAUUUAUUGCACCAUGCAUUCUUUUAGUCUUUGAAUAUAUUGAUGUCAGCUGUCCAUAGAAAAACAGACGAUACUUGAAUUGUGUUAAAAAAAAAAAAAAGUAAAAC
Molecule: messenger RNA, 2913 nt
Organism: Poeciliopsis prolifica (blackstripe livebearer)
Lineage: Eukaryota; Metazoa; Chordata; Actinopteri; Cyprinodontiformes; Poeciliidae
Gene: pcyt1ba
Product: phosphate cytidylyltransferase 1B, choline a
Exons: 9
Coding region: 122-1399 (425 amino acids)
Biological process (GO): CDP-choline pathway
Molecular function (GO): phosphatidylcholine binding; choline-phosphate cytidylyltransferase activity
Source: RefSeq, a predicted model, not a curated record